Molecule: messenger RNA, 1587 nt
Organism: Rhododendron vialii
Lineage: Eukaryota; Viridiplantae; Streptophyta; Magnoliopsida; Ericales; Ericaceae
Product: protein SRG1-like
Exons: 4
Coding region: 235-1335 (366 amino acids)
Source: RefSeq, a predicted model, not a curated record
GGGAUCCUAUAUCAAUUGUGAGAAUCCACUAGACAACAAAGUCCAUAACUCAACCAAUAUAAAAGAUAAACCCAUUAUAGGUGAGAUUCGAACCUCUGAUCUCUUUGUGAGAUGCCAAAGUCAUGACCAACCGAGCUAGCCCUAGUUGGUUACAACCGUCCAAACUUGCUCAGGCCAAUUAUGCAUAAAUAAACCCACUUUCCAACACUCCCUUCACCUCUUGCAAAACCCAACAUGGCUGCAACUGCAACUCCUUCCAAUCUUGAAAAAAUGAUCUUGACACUGCCCAAGAGUGUUCAAGAAAUGUCCGUAAACGGAGACGACCCCCCACAGCCAUUUAUCGUUAGAGACGAUGCCCCUUUUGGUCCCGUAGACACUUCCCCUCCGUUAGCUUCAAUCCCCACCAUUGAUAUCAGUCUCUUUUCACCAUUACCAUCUUCACUGCAGGAAUCAUCCAUACAAGAAACAGAAAAGGAAUUGGACAAGCUCAGAUCAGCUCUAUCCUCGUGGGGUUGCUUUCAGGUAAUAGGGCAUGGGAUAUCAAUGCAGUUUCUUGACAAGGUAAGGGAAGUCACCAAAAAGUUCUUUGAGCUUCCAUUCGAGGAAAAGCAAAGAUACGGUAAAGCAGCCGUUGCGCUCCAAGGGUACGGGCUUGACCCUCUAGUCUCAGAAAAACAAGUUCUUGACUGGUGUGAUCGUCUCACUGUGUUGAUUUACCCAGAAGAUCAAAGAAAUCUCAAAUAUUGGCCAGAAAAGCCACAAGACUUUAGGGAGACAAUUGAUGAAUACGCCAUGAACAUCGAUUCUGUAGUUGGUAUUUUAUUCAAGGCCAUGGCAAAAUCACUCAAAUUGGAAGUGAGCAGCUUCUCAAAACAGUUUGGAGACAGAUCAGUUAUGCAAGGGAGAUUCAUCCUCUACCCAACUUGUACCAGACCAGACCAAGUGUUCGGGGUCAAACCCCAUUCAGACGGAUCAGGGGUCACUGUUCUACUGCAAGACAAAGAAGUACAAGGCCUUCAAGUUUUGAAAGAGGACCAGUGGCUUACAGUUCCCAUAAUUCCUCAUGCCCUAUUUGUCAAUCUUGGUGAUCAAAUGCAGAUAUUGAGUAAUGGAGCAUUCACGAGCCCAACCCACAGGGUAGUGACUAACCGGGAGAGGGAGAAGAUGUCUGUCGUUAUGUUCAAGAGGCCAGAACCAGAGAACGAGAUCGAACCUGUUGAUCAAUUGGUGGAUGAGAAAAGACCAAGAUUAUACAAGAAAGUGAAGAAUUAUUCUGCUCUUAACUAUGAAUGCUUUCAGAAAGGGCUGGUACUACUUGAUACUUUGAAAAUUUAAUUUUUCUAUGCAAAGAGAACAUAUGGCUUCGGAAAGUCAGAUUGAACAAAAUAAGAAGAUUGGCGAAUUAGAAGAAGAUCGAAAUAAAAAUAAGAAUAAGAAGGGCGUAGUGUGAUUCAUGUAGCUGAGAAGAAUGAGAAAAAUGAUCCUUGUAGCUGACUGGAAUACAAGGCCUAGUGUGAUUUAGUUUGGUUUGUUGUACUCAUCUUUUCGUGUUGCCACUUGAUAAAAAGUAUGGCCUUUCUUUGAUCA